GAUCAAAAAAAUGGCGCUGAAAGCUAUGAUCGUCCAGCUGCUUGUUGCUCUUGUGACAGUAAACUUUGCGAUGUCGACCAGAAUUGUAGGUUUUAGCCCAACAAAUUCGGGGUCCCACUAUUUCACCAUAAAGAAAGUUAUGGAGGAAUUGUCCGCGCGCGGACACGAGGUAAGUUCAAAGAGCAGCCUGCAGGUUACAGGAGUAUUGAUCGACAUAGCCAUCGUUGACUGCUAGAAAAUAGCUACAGAGGCAUGUAAACUCUACGUGCUGUGGUGGUCCUGCAUGUAGGAGUUCAUAAUUAUUUGGAAUUUUCGAUCGUGCAAAAGGAAUCUGUGACGGUCUUGCUAGACUUUAGACCGUGCAGACCGCGCUUUGUUCCGUGGAGAAUUUCGACUGUUACAGCUCGCGAGACACUGACAAAUUCGUAAUUUUUUUAUUUAUUAUUAUUUUUUUUACAAAUCGCAAAUUUUUAUUAUCUUAUUUCAAAUACAAAUUAAAGACUAACAAUCAAAAUUACUACACAGUAGCAAGGAGGUUUGGCCAACAACACGAAUGAAUCUGUUGCACAUCCGACAAGUUCAUUCAUGACCUAUUGACCCAAUCGACUUCGAUAGUUAUCCAAUUUAUCUAGUAUUAUGCGGUUUUUUCAACCUGAGAAAAAAAUACGUUUUCUCGGUCGUAAAAUUAUAUUUUACGCCUCCGUGGACGUUAAGUGGAAGUCAAGAAACUCUGCUGGGAAUAUUGGUUUUUGACGGGAUGAUAAGCAGAAAUAGAUAACAAACGAGGGCCUUUUUAAACGCUGCCACAUUUUCGAUGCGUUAUGCGUUACGUGCCUUGUUUUCACGUUUUCCAGAACUUUGAUUGAACUUUGAAAGUCCCUUGGAAAGUUUGAUCUAGGGGCAAACUCAUUUUUUCGUCAAAGGAGUUGACUACUAUAAUUUAUCUGCAGAUCCAUAUUCACCUCUUUGUUUUAAGGCAAGGCCGUACACCAGGGUGUGUAUUUGUGUUAAACCAGUAUUUUUUCAUUACUUUUUUUUCCUGCUCUCAUGCCUUUUCUUCAAUACAGGUUGUGCUGAUUAAGCCUGCCAAUCAAAACGAUCCACCAACAAUUGGACAGACAAUACCUCAUAAGAUAUUCCACAUACCAUAUAACCAGUCUUAUUUUGAGGUAUUUUUUGUUAAAAGUCAUAUGGAAGACGGCGUAUGGAAGGCUCUAAUCAGAUUUACAGAGAUGCAAAGUGUCAUUUGCGAACACUUGUUAAAUAACACUGAACUGAUUCAACAUCUGAGGCAGUUUGACAUGAUAGUGUUUGAAAGACUUUUUUUGUGUGCUUCAAUAGUGGCAGAUCUUCUAAAAAUUCCUGCAGUGGUUUUAAUACCCUCUCCAAAUGCUCCAGCAGGUUGUUCACUUUUCAAGGUUCCUUGUCCAUUGUCAUAUGUGCCUUCGCGUCUCGCUGCAUUUACAAGUGACAUGUCAUUUAUACAACGUGUCAUGAACUCUGUAGGUCAGAUCAGUUUUGAGUUUGCUGUGAGACUUUUGAAAUCUCCAAGUGAGCGUCGCCUCAAGGAAAAAUAUAACAUUGCACCUGAGAAAGAACUUGAAGAGGUCCUCGGGAAUGCUGAGUUAGUGCUCAUUCUUGGAGACUUUGCACUUGAAUAUCCACAGCCACUUCUGCCAGGUUUGCUACCCAUCCUAAAUAGGAUACCACUCCAUGGCUGGGCUGCCCCAGCACCCCCCCUACCCUGCCCACCUUCCCCCUCCCCAGAUGUUAAGUGUUUGACAGGUUUUACUGACGGGUCAUUGGUACCCAUUUAUAAUCUUGGGUGGAGAGAAUUAAGUGUCCUUUUUACAAACAGAAAAAUUACUUAGACAGCCCUCUAACUUAACUGUUAGGUGACUACAUCUCCAUGAAAAAAAGAGAAAAAAAAGAGGAGAAAUCAAAAUUUCCCAUUGAAUACCUUGAUUGUGACUCUCUUGUGUUCUCAAUCAAGUCUCUUUUAAGACUUGCGUCAGACAUUGUAGGUCCAGUCUCUUGAAAUAAUACUCUCCUGAAAGGGUUGAAUGGCUGUCAGUUUGCUGAAGGGUGAUUUAUAUGAUUCCACUCAUAGCAUAAUUAACACAUGUGCAUCAGGAGAUUACAAACUUACUAGACAAAUCAGUUCCUGGGGUAUUUAUAGAUACCUAAUCACAUUCUGUUUGUAUUUAUUUUUUGUUUUGGUUUUUUCUUUUAAGGUCAGGUCAUGGUGGGUCCCAUCACUGCUAAAGCAGAACCUGACCCACUUCCCCUUGACUUGGCAAACAUUAUCAACAGUUCUAGGGGGCAUGGGUUCAUUAUUGCUUCUUUUGGAUCGUAUGCAGAAACAAUUAUUUCUAACAGGACCUUCGAUGUUAUGGCUGCAGCUUUUGGAAAGUUAAAGCAGAAAGUUAUAUGGAAACUUAAAGGUAUUUUUUUAGUAUUAAUUGUUAAUCACCAGUUAUUGUCAAGGUCAUCAUUGUCAUCAUUAUUGUUAUUAUCAAUGUAACCAUAAUCAUUGAUAUAAUUUUUAGCAAUGCAUUUUAUUUUAAGUAAGACAUAAUGUGUUAACUGUCUCCAGUGAAGUCGAAAUUGGUAGAAUGAAUGUAAUUAACCCUUUAACUCCCAUAAGUGACCAAGACAGAAUUUCUCCUAACAAUAUCAAUACAAUAUUAACCAGAUAGGUGAUGAGAAUAAAAGAAAACAUCAAUAUGGGGAUAAUUAGUUGAUCCAAUACUAAAUUCUCUGAACUAACAUAAAUAAAUUCUUCACUCUGACGAAGGGCCAACGCUGGAAAUGUCAGCUUUUUUACUCUUUACGGUGGCCAAUUUACGUUUUCAACCAAGUUGUUACCACUUAACUACCUAGCAUUAUAAGAAUUGUAUGGUUGACAGUAAGGAGAAUUACAAUUUUGAUGUGGGAGUUUAAGGGUUAAGAUUUUAUGUGCCUUUUAUUGGUGAAACUUUGAAUUCUUUGUUACUCAGGAAAAUCCUUUUUAUCAACUUUUUCAGGUUACAUUCCUUCACUGCUUGGUCCAAACAUCAAAGUAGUGAAGUGGAUACCUCAGAAUGAUCUGUUGGCUCACAAAGAUAUCAAAGCUUUUGUUUCUCAUGUAGGACACAGCAGUCUCUACGAGUCAGCUUACCAUGGGGUGCCUGUGGUGGCUGUUCCUCUCUUUGCUGAUCAGUUUUUUAACGCCAGGAAGGUAGAGCACUUUGGAUUGGGUAUGACUGUGGAUCACAAAACUGCGACUGCUGAGGAGUUUGCUAAGACAAUGGAGGAUGUGAUGACUGAACCAAGGUAGUGACACGUAUUUUAACAAAGUUUAGAGAGUCAUUUAAUUUGACAUGUAGUUGCAUAGCUGGAAGAUAUCUAGCAAUGUGAUUGUUUAUCUAUGGGGGAAAUCGGCGUGAAAAUCCAUGUUCAAAAGUUACACCGUUCAGCAGCAUAUGUAACAAAAAAGCCCGCAUUAAGAUCCUUAAGAAAGUUAUUACGACACAUGCAAUCGCUUAAAGUCACUGUGUGAAUUAUCAUCCACUUUUUUUUUUUCACUUUUUCCUGCAUGAAAGAAUCGUAAGUUUUUCAAUGUUAUUAUUCGAUCGUGUUUCUUCAGUUUCAAAAAAAAUGCUAGGCGCAUUUCUCGUCUUAUGAGAGACACUCCACGGACCCCCCUAGAGAAAGCUGGUGACUGGAUAGAGUAUCUACUCAGACAUGGUGGAGUCCAACACCUCAGAGCUCAAGUGUUUAACAUCCCUUGGUACCAGUACUACUUACUUGACGUCAUAGCUUUCCUUGUUGCUCUAGCUGCGUUUGUCAUCAUAGUGAUCAGAUGGGCAUGUGGAUGCAUGUUUCGUGUGUGUUUCCGCCCGAGCAGCGAGAAAGCGAAAAACGAUUGAUCUCUUUUGACCGGAGCUCGUGAUGUCACAAGUCAUGCAUCAAUAGUUACUUUGAUUUUAAGGAAUUCUGGUAAAGUUAACAUUUUAAAAUAUCCAUGGUAGUUGUCACCAUGUAAAUUUAAAGCCAGAUUUAAAAAGAUUCAGCGGUGAACGCACCACGUGCACCAUUUCUACGUGUAACUAUAGACAAUUACAGACUUGUAGACGUUGCUAGUUCGAUGUAGCCAGCGAACAAACCCACAUGAGUAGUGCUUUGGAAGGAGCGUUUCUUGGCUCGCGGGUUGGUAUGAAUCGUAGGUUAGCUAGCAAGAGGUCUGAAACGGGUCUAGACUCCCGGCAAACCUCUCCUCAACUCGUUUCAAAUCUUCCCGCGGGCGGAGAAACGCGCGUUAUGCAGGGCUAGUAAUAAAUGCUUUCUAGCAAAAACGCUUGCGGGCUAAGUUCGAUAUAAAUGAAAGGUUCUGAUGGUUGGUCAGAGUCAGCUGAGUAAGGGCCAAUUUUCAAUCACUGUUUUCAGUGGCGGAUUCAAGGGAGGGUGUCGCACGGCUGGACUCCUCUCCUCAGACCUGUGGGUUUUUAUUGUUAAUAGUCUAACAACAAAAUUCUUGCACCAACAAGAUCAUAUGUCACUUCUCACUAUGAAGUGUUUAAAAUUAACUUUCUUAGUGCUAAUACCAGAAAAAGUAAAACGCUCACCUUUUUAUGCUCAGUGCUCUAGGCGGAGUUUCACCUAAAUUUUUCGGAAUGUGUGCAUGUCGUCUCAGUAAAACUUUUUUAGACUGCCAUAAUUUUUAUUUAAAACUUACAGUGUUAACUAGUACAUAUGCUUAAAGAUAUUUUAAGGAGAUAGUUAGGAUCAAUUUUUUGUUUGAGUGAGGCUAUUCGUUCUCAAUAAUUAUUGAAUCAAGCUUUUCACCUUACUGAUUGUAAAUUUACUCAGAAUAGCUUUCAAGGAGAGUUGAUGAACUGCUCUAUUGAAAGCAAAAGGUCCCAGUUCCAGCCCUGUCCAGGGCCUUCAGUCCAUUAGUUCCUAGCGGGGAGAUGAUAACGUUGUGAUUACCUGAUCAGUUUUUUAUUAAAAUAAUCCAAAUCGUACGUGUAGAUAUGUACGGCCGUCCUUACGUGCGUACAUUAAUAUACCGAUAAGAAUUAACGGGACGGCUUGCGCUGGAAGAAAACAUUAAAAAACUGCGCUCAACUUCGUGCGCGUGCGAUUGUGUGAGUAUCGAUUGAAGAAAAACGCCAUUUUACGGCAUAAUUGUUCCCUAAUGUAGCUAAAUAAUGCAUUGGCUCUUCUUUGAUAAAUACCAUCGACAAAAUGAUGAUGCAACGUAAAACAGAACAGUAUCGCAGAUUGCCGUUCGCUGAGUACUUGUAUUGUACAGUUGGACCAGUGUAAUAUUUGUCCUAACAGUCCUAAGAAGAAAGAUAAUCUGAGAUACGUUAAGGACAUUGAACUUAAAGUACUUACAUUGAUUCCGGGAAAUAAAACAUGAAAUAUGUAAACUUUACUUUAAGAUUAUUCUUGGUUUUAUUUGGGUGGUUCCGUUUUAUGUGACCACCCGGCAUAGCUGAAGACGAUACACAGCAACAGACGGUUGGGACUCAGUCAAGGGUGACCACGACCGCUUAACGCGUUACGCCCUAAGAUCAUUAUUCAUCUUCUCCUUACCGUCCUCCAUUCAUUUCUUAAGGUGCUAACAAGGAGAAUUUGUUUACCAAUCAAGAGGUUCUUUAGUUGGUGAUCAUUUCCUUUAUUCUCAUGACCUUCAUGCAUGAUUCAGAGGUAAUACUGUAGGGAGAAAUUACAUGCUAGUCACUCUUAAGGGUGUAAGGAUUAAUAUGCGGUGUCGCUUAAGGUGUACGGGGAAACGAGACUUGGUGACAGUCCACCCACGGGGAACUUAAAUUUGCAAUCGCGGUGACCGAUUUUUAUCGUGGGAAACUACCUCGGGGGAAUUUUAGCUUUUGGAGCUGGUAUCGGCCACGAGAACAACAGGUUUUCUCGUGAAAGCUAUCCUAAAGUAACAAAAUGGGAAACGUGAAAUCCUAUGCAAGUGAACCAAUCAGCGCUUGUCGGUGAGUACGUUGCUGAUCACAUAUGUGGAUUUAUAUGUUAUCUCGUGAGACAUGUGACGUUAGGCAAUAUGCUUUUUUCAUUUAUAACUUGGAAUGCCGCGAUUUGGAACUCGUAUGGGUAUAUUUCGGUUUUUUGGAAUAUUCUACAAUUUUCUCCCGAUUAAAAGAUUCAUUUUUGUCUUAGAACCAGCCUUCAUUCCGACUUAGGGUUGUAAAUAUUGAUUCAGAUUGGCCUUUAGCUAGUGUAGUUAAGAAACUACUGUGCUAUUCGCCCAUCAAAAAUUCCUGGUUCCGCACCAGUUCAGGGCUUUCAGCCCAUUGAUUCCUGCGGUAAGCUCACCCAUUCAUGAAUUACAUAUCGAUUUCAAAGGUAUGUUAAUUAAGACCCACUAGUUCUGAAGAGGAAAGGAAGAAAGGCAGGGCUGUGUAGACUGUUAAAAAAAUUAUUUCAGACACCUUUCCUUCUUACUAGUGAGAGGGGAGUUGUGAGGGGGGAAGAUACAGGGAGGCACCGCGCUUUCACCACAAUUUUAUCCCCCCCCCUCCCACCCCAGCCCCUGCGUCCCCUCACCUCUCCAGGUUUUUCCACCCUCCAAGAUGGCCGAGGUGAAAUCGUUCUUACUUCUUUUUUCGGUUAUAAUAUCAAUGGAAUUAUCCUUUUCGGCUAGAAUCGCAGGUCUUAGCGGAACUUCUUCGGGAUCUCAUUAUUUUACGAUCAAAAAGGUCAUGGAGGAGUUGUUCUCCCGAGGUCACGAGGUGAGAGUUUCCUUCUUUCACAUUAUUUGCGGUCCCAACUGCAGUAAAUAUAUCCUUGAAACCUGCGUGUAUCGCUUACUUAAGGUAAUUUUUCUCUUGGGAGAAUGCUCACUACUUCGCAACCUGUAAAACUUUGCAUUUGAAACGCCGAUUCCUCUGAAGGGCGAGCAAAAUCUCGGAUCUCGUGACUCGCCGUUUUGGCCGGCAACGAAAGAACAUGGCGAUCACACCUCGUCAUAAAAUCUUCGCGCCUACUAAUUUCUCCUUCAGUGUGUUCACUCUCUUUGUCGUCUUCAGAGCAAAGGGUCCGCGGCUCAACUCGUAAAAUUAACGUCGAUUUCUGAUAAGCAGACAUAAAACGUAUGCCCCAGGGACUUCUUCAUCAAUGCGACUAGUUGAGCAACAGUGUCAUGCUGCUGCGCUAAUUAAGACGUGACGAUAGUUUUAACACCAAGCCAUUAUCUUUCGUUUUACCUCAUCUCCCUUGCCCCACUAAAGGCUUGAACGCAUGUUUGAGUUUUUGAAACGUCUCCAAAAACUCAAACAAACCCAGGCACGCACUGGCAACUACCAUCUACCAUGCCUAUUUGUCGAGGGAGUUACUUUGCAACAUUCAACUUUAGUGAUUUCUCGAUUUUUGUUUGUUUUGUUUUUAUUAUUAUUUUUUUAGCCCUGUUCUUUUUGUCUUUUCUUGAGUGAUCACAUGAGUAGUUGUUCGGAGCGCCGUAAUUUUUUUCAAGUGGAGGUUGAAUACUUCACAAAGUUUUUUUAGUUUUCUUAUACAGUAUAAUAAUACUUUUUCUUCUUUUCUGAUGUAGGUGGUGCUUGUUCGACCAGUGCUUCGUGAUGCACCACCAAGUAAUGAGCAGAAAAUUCCCCAAAGGACAUUCCUGACACCAUACGAUGAAAAAGAUACAGAGAAUAAAGUGAAAACAGCCAUGGAAGGCAAAUUGUGGAAGACAAUAAAUAACUUAUAUGAAAUGCAAAGAGUCAUUUGUGAAUACAUGCUGAAUGACACAGUGCUACUUCAAGAACUGAAAAGCUUUGACUUGAUAGUUUAUGAGAGUUUUUCCUUCUGUGCUGUUUUGGUCUCUGAGCUUCUUGGCAUUCCAAAAGUAAUCAUAUUUUCUGGUCCUCCAAAUGGUCCAGGAACUUUUGCCCAUAAUGUUCCCCACCCAGUAUCAUACAUUCCAGCACCAAUGACUUUAUUUACAAGUGAAAUGACGUUUUUACAGCGUCUUGUGAACUUUGGAGCAUACAACUUCAUACAGUCUGCAGAACAAGUUUUAAUUGCCAGGUACAUGGGUUCUCUGAAAGAGGAAUACAACAUCACUCCUGGGAAGAGCUACCAAGAAGCUGCUGGCACUGCUGAGCUGGUGCUGUUUCUUGCUGAUUUUGCACUGGAGUAUCCGCAGCCUCUUUUGCCAGGUUUGCCAAAUAAGUGGAAAAGGCUCUGAGCAACUGAGCACUUACCCCUUGCCUGACCAAACAACAAUCAACUGAUAACAAGUUGGGUUAAAUGUUGGGUCAGGGGAGGGGUAAGUGUGUGGCUGCUUAAAUGCUAGUAUUAAUAUCACUCUCAUAAUUAAGAGAGCUUACAGUUGGCAAUGGUUUUAAAUGUGUCAUGUGAUUUCAUUCAUGAAGGCAAGUUAAGCUGAGAUUUGAAAUAUCGAGUUAAGAUUAGGUGAUACAUGAAUUUUUUCUAUCCAAAAUUCCUGUGCAUGACCAGAUCUGGAUCCUGGGCCUUUGGUACUGAAAUCCAGCAGAUGGUUAAUUUAGAUUUUGAAAAUUAUCAAACAGGGAGUAUUGUCUAGAUCUAAUGGUAGGCUAAUUAUCAUUUGUCUGUAGUGUUCUGGCCAAAGGGGAGAGACUGGUGUCAAAAGUGCAGAAGGUGGGGGAGUAGGGUAAUGUAUAGGUAUUGAGGGAUCUUCAACCUCACCCCCUCCCCCACAUAUUUCUAAGAAUGAACCAGUCAGCACUAACUGUAUAUCUGUUUGUCUUCUUACAGGUCAAAUUAUGGUGGGAGCCAUUUCUGCAAAAGCAGAUCCUGAAACACUCCCCCCUGAAUUGAAAGAUUUUAUUGACAGUGCAGGGGGGCAUGGGUUUGUCAUUGCCUCUUUUGGGUCAUAUGCGCAAACAAUCAUAGCUAAGGAGAAGAUCAAUGUCUUGGCUGAAGCUUUUGGAAAGGUGAAGCAGAAAGUCAUAUGGAAACUGAAAGGUAUGUAACUUAAAGUAACUUUCCAAAGGGAUAGAUCUGGGCCCAGUUGGAAAAGGGGCAGAUAACGGUAUCCAAUGGACAAGUGAUAGCAAAAUGUAUAGGGUUAUCCACCAGAUAGAAAUUUAUCUAGUGGAUAGCGCCAUGCAACCUUUCAACGACCAGCAAGUCUGUACAUUCUACACCCAAAAGGGUGCAACUACCUCUUGCAUGGCAAAGUAUGUCAAAGAUUUUGUGUCAUUGAUCAAGUUGAUCACGCAUUUAUAGAAUGGAUAGGGAGAGCUUGAAAAUGAAUCCUCUUUUUUGGCUUCUUUUGCAAUGAUGUGGAGUUGUGGUUAUAAAUUUCAGUUAAUUGUCACUACUGUGUGUCAACAGAAUUUUUGUGAAUAGGGUAUGGAAGUCAUUUGUUUGAUAUCUUAUAUUACUAAAAGAUAUAAUUGUUGUGAUAAUUAUUAUUUCAGGCUACAUACCCUCAUCUCUCAGGCAAAACAUAAGAGUAAUGAGCUGGAUACCUCAGAGUGAUCUGUUGGCUCACAAGGAUAUCAAAGCUUUUGUAUCUCAUGUGGGACACAACAGCCUUUAUGAGUCAGCAUAUCAUGGGGUGCCUGUGGUGGCUGUGCCCUUGUGUACAGACCAAUUUUCUAAUGCCAGGAAGGCAGAACACUUUGGACUAGCAAAAGUUUUAGAUCACAAAACUAUGAAUGCUGAAGAACUUUCAGAGGCAAUUCAGCAUGUUAUUGAUGAACCAAGGUAUAUUUAUAGAGUGAUUUCACUUUACUCUAAACUGUUAACCCUUACUCAUGAGUAACCAAGACAGAAUUAUUCCUUCUUGAUGAGAACAAAGAAAAACAUCAACAAGGGGAUUAUCAUUUGAUCCAAUCCAAAUUCUCCCAACUAACAUCAUAACAAUUGUAUGGCAGAGAGUAAAGAGAAUUACUAAUGAGAUCUUGGGAAUGAACCUGUUAAGAUAACAAUACCUGUAGUUCAUGAUAGUCGCUUUUCAUUACCAUCAAUGAAAUGCCAACUUGUAUGGUGAACUGAGUAAUUUCAUAAACUUAUAGAGACCUUAGAGAAAGGCUUAACAACUGGAAUCAAAAUUGUGUUUGGGCUUGCACUAGGAAAAGCAGCCUAACAAAGGCUACAAGACACAUAUUUUGAAUAAUAUUUUCAUAUAGUUCUGACAUCCACAUCUUUUGUCCAUGAAAUUCCCUUUCCCUUCAAGUUAUUAACUCGUAGUAUUAACAAAUUCCUUGCUAUAUAGAAUCAUGCAGGUGCAAAAUUCUUAUGUUAAUUGGUAUUGUUGUAAUUGGCAUUGUUAAAUGUUGCUAUUCUUAUUUGUGUCAGAUUCAAGAGAGAAGCCAAACGCAUUUCUCAUCUUAUGAAAGACAAUCCAAGGACCCCCCUGGAGAAAGCUGGGGACUGGAUAGAGUAUGUACACAGACAUGGUGGAGCCCAACACCUCAGAGCUCAAGUGUUUAACAUCCCUUGGUACCAGUACUACUUACUUGACGUCAUAGCUUUCCUUGUCGCUAUAGUAACAUUAGUUGUCAUGGUGAUUAGGUACACAUGCAGGUGUUUAUGCAAAGCGUGUUGUAAAAAUGGUGCUACAAAAACUAAAAAGGAGUAGGCAUACAAUAAUCAUUGUUCUUAAGGAUGUCACUCAAUGCUUAAUUUUUAUUGUUAUGACGACAAAGAGACACCUUCAAAAAAUUCCAAACAAAUACAAAUUGCAUGAAAUUAUCAUAGCCAACAUCUUGAUCAUGAUCCUGUUUCACGCACACAAUUAAAAAAAAAAGAAAUAACGAGUCAUGUGCACCUGCAACAAUACUUCACGCCUCACGAAUUUAAAAGGGAAAACUUUAAAUCUCACCUAACCUGGCUUUUUCACAAAGUUCACGCACACGUACAAAAUUUAGGCGUCACGUAAUAUUUAAGUCGUUGCCACGUUCGAGUACAACCGUAUUGAUGAUACCAAAAUAGCCAUUUUUUUGUCCACUCGUAUCUUCAUUAAAGAGGGAAGGCGAGGGUGUUGUCCUUUGUAAUUUUGCAGAUUAUCUUACUAUUUCUUCUAUGUGGCGCACAAGUUUCGUUGUGGUGGUAAAUCUUUGCAGAUCUCGCAAUUCCAACCCCAAACCACGCAACAGAAACACUCACCGAUAAAUCCUCAUAAAUAAGUUUAAAUGACUUAAAAUAACGCAAAUAUACGGUUGCCCAUAGAGGACAAGCUAUCCCAUUUUUUAAUUCAAUCUUACCACGCGAUAAAUGAGAUUUUUCAUAUAAACUAUGGUUUAUAUGAAAAGCGCUGAGAAAAGUAGCAACAACACUCGUGAAAAUAUAUCGUGUAUUUUUUUCUCACGAGUGUUUGAUAUCGCCAAUCAGCUGCUGAUACGUCACUUGCCUUUCGCGCCACUCGGCCAGGCUUGAUGAAUGAACGGCGAAGCUUUCACCAUUCUCAAUCCAAGGUCGCUUGUCGGGAUUUGUGCGGAGAAUGGCUGCUAAAACACUGAAAAAUCCGUAUCGCUUACAAACAGUGACGUUCAAACUUUGCCAGAAGGGAAGGAAAACCAAAAUGCGGAAAGAAAAACUGAAAGUUACGUAUUCAGUGGCUUUGGUAAUGGCAUUUCUCGCGGCUGAGAGCAAAAAUCGACAACUUUCAUUUAAUAAUAAAGUUGACUUUUCUUGUCAGUAAAGGGCUAUUGUAUUUAUAUGAUAAACAAAAUAAUACAUGGUUACUUGUAGACAUGAAAUUUCUCUUCUCGUGUUCAACUCGAGUUAAACAUUCAAAGAGAAAUUCCAAUCUACGUGCGCCCAUGUAUUAUUCUCUAUUUAUCACGCGAUGAAAUCAAAAUAUCGCGCGAUGAGUGGGAAACUUGUUGGGUCGCACGUGACCGGCUGUCACGCACGUUGUUUCUGCGGACGAGACGACAAUGGCUGCAACAGUUGAGGAGGUAUGUUAUGAGGUCAAUAGUUUGUUUUAUUUUCGUGAAAAGAUCAUUGAGCAGUUCUUUUCAAUACUUGUACGACACAGCUUUAUGAAUCAGUACAGUAAACCUUGAUUUUGCGAAAUCUUACGAGACUCUUACAGAGAUGACUAUCAGUGUCUGAGGACAAGUGUGGAUUAUCUAAUCUUCCUGAUUACAUUACAGGUUUGUAAAUUCCUAGAUGGCACUUCAGCAUCGCCAACCGCAUUAAGAUAGAACUUUCCAACUGUUGCAGUCAGUGUCAAUGUUGUUUCAAGAUCUUGCCUUGAGUCCAAUCAAUUUAUUUAAUUAUUUUGUUGUUAACACAGUGACAGCAUACAGUUCGUUUAAUUUUUUCGUGCCGCCCACGAUUUAUUAUGGUACAGUUGGACUUCGAGGUCAUUAAAUAGCAAAUGACUUGCAAGAUGUUUGUGCAUAAUAUUUGUCCUAACAGUCCUAAGAGGAAAGAUAAUUUGCAAUGCGUUGAGGACAUUGAACUCAAAGUACUAAUGUUGAUUCUGGGAAAUAAAAUACAAAAUAUAUAAAUUUUACUUUAGAGAUUAUUCUUAGUUUUAUUUGGGUGGUUCCAUUUGAUGUGACCACCUGGCAUAGGUGAAGACAAUACAAACAGGCUGUUGGGACUCGGUCAAAGGUGAUCACAACCGCUUAACUCUUUAACUCCCAGAUCAAAUUUGUCAUUCUCCUUACUGUCAACCAUAUAAUUCUUAUGAUGUUACUUUUGAGAAUUUAGUAUUGGAUCAACUAAUUAACCUCAAAUUGAUAUUUUUCUUUAUUCUUGUCACUUAUCUGGUUGUUAUUGUAUUGAUAUUGUAAGGAGAAAUUCUGUCUUGGUCAAUCAUGAGAGUUAAGGGUUAGUAAGGGUGAAAAUCAUUGGUAAUGCUGUGCCACUUAGGGUAUAUGAGGACGUGAGACUUGACGACAGUCCACGCGAAACUUAAGUAUGCAGGUGUGACUGAUUUUCAUUGUGGGAAAUUACCUCAGGAAAUUUUAGCUUAUGGAACUGGCAUCGGCCAAAAGAACAGAAGGGUUUGCCAUGAAAGCUACCCAAAGCAACAAAAUGAGAAACUUGAAAUCCCAUGCAAACAAACCAAUCAGCGCUUGUGGGUGAGUACCUUGCUGACAUAUGUGGAUUUCAAUGUUAUUUCAUGAAAUGUGAUGUUAGGCAAUUUUCAUGUACACCUUACAAUGGUGCUAUUUAAAACUCUCAUAUGAGUAUAUUUUGGUUCAGUUUUUGAAUAUUCUACAAUUUCCUUCCCAGUCAAAUAAUCAUUAUUGUCCAAGAACUAGCCUACAUUCCUACUUCUCAUUAUUGUUUGUUAAUUGACUUAGAUUGGCCUUCUAGAAAAGUUAAUAAACUACUAAGCUGAUCAAUAAAAGUUUCUGUCCACUCUCCCACCAAAAAUUCCUGUUUCUGCACCAGGUCAGGGCUUUCAACCCAUAAUUUCCUUCUGUAAGCUCACCCAUUCAUGAAUUAAAUAUCAAUUUUUACAGGUAUGUUAAUUAAGACCCACUAGUUCUGAAGAUCGAGGAAAGGAAGAAAGGCAGGACUGUAUAGACUAUUUAAAAAAAUUGUUUCAGACACCUUUCCUUCAUACAGUUUUCAUAAGUUUGAAAGUUGUUGAAUGCCGACUGCCUUUUCAUCACUUUUUUUUUGUCGUUGUGCUCAUGUUUGCCAAAAGCGCAGCAAAAAAUGAUAGUUGAUGUCACAUGCUACUACGUGUUCCUCUGUUCACCCCCUCUAUCCAUGCCAUUCCUGAAUUUUUAAGUGGGUUGCGUGAGCGGUUCGGGAUCAGUCAGAGUUUAAUUUAAGGGAUCAUUUUCAGUUGGGAACCAUCUGCGGGGCUGAAGUAUAUGGACAAAUUUGCAUUACUAGUGAGUAGAGGGUUAUGAGGGGGAGAAGAUACAGGAAGGCACUGCGCUAUCGCCUCAAUAGUCUUUCUUUCCCCCAAUUCCCCGCGCCCCCUCGCCUCACCCUCGAAGAUGGCCGAGAUAAAAUCGUUCCUACUUCUUUCUUCGGUUAUAUUAUCGAUGGACUUAUCAUUUUCGGCCAGAAUUGCAGGUUUUAGCGGAUUUUAUUCGGGAUCCCAUUAUUUUACGAUCAAAAAGGUUAUGGAGGAGUUGUUCUCCCGAGGUCACGAGGUGAGAGUCUUUCGCACUAGAUGCGGUCCCAACUACCGUAAAUAAAUCCUUGAAACCUGCGUGUACCGCUUACUUAAGGUAAUUUUCAUCCGGGAGAAUGCUCCCUAUUUCGCAUUCUGUAAUGUUUUGCAUUUGAAAUGCCGAUUCUUUUGCAGGGCGAGGGAAAUCUCGGAUCUCGUGACUUACCGUUUUGGCCCGCAACCAAAGGAACAUGGCGAUCACACCUCGUCUUAGAAAUUUUCGCGCCUAUUAAUUUUCCUUCAGUGUGCUCACUCUCUUCAUCGGCUUCAGAGCAAAGGUUCAUGACUCAACUCGUUAAAUUAACGCCGAUUUCUUAUAUACCAGACAUAAAGCCUACACCCUAGGAGCUUGACGUUAUCAAUGACACUAGUUGAGGCACAUGCUGCCGCGCUAAUUUAGAGGUGACGAUAGUUUUAUCAUCACGCCAUUCUCUUGCGUUUUACCUCGUUUCCCUUGCCUCGCGGAUUUACUGGGUUAUUAAACGUCUCCACAAACUCAAACGAGCCUUCACGCACUGGCAACUACCAUCUAUUAUGCCAUUAGUGGUGGGAGUUACUUUGCAACAUGCAACUUAUUAAGUGAUUUCUCUAUUUCUGUUUUGUUUUGUUAUUUAAUUUUUUACCUCUUUUUUUUCUUCUUGAAUGAUUACAUGAGUAGGUGUUUGGAGCACUGUAAUUUUUUUUCAAGAAGAGGUUGAAUACUUUGCAAAGUUUUUUAGUUUUCUUAUACAGUAUUAUUACUUUUUCUUCUUUUCUGAUGUAGGUGGUGCUUGUUCGACCAGCAGUUCGUGAUGCACCACCAAGUAAUGAGCAAAAAAUUCCCCACAGGACAUUCCUGACUCCAUACGAUGAAAAAGAUACAGAGAAUACAGCGAUAACAGCCAUGGAAGGCAAAAUAUGGAAGACAAUAAAUCGCUUACAUGAAAUGCAAAGAGUCAAUUGUGAAUACAUGCUGAAUGACACAGUGCUACUUCAAGAACUAAAAAAGUUUGACUUGAUAGUUUAUGAGAGUUUUUCCUUCUGUGCUGUUUUGGUCUCUGAGCUUCUUGGCAUUCCAAAAGUAAUCAUAUUUUCUGGUCCUCCAAAUGGUCCAGGAACUUUUGCCCAUAAUGUUCCCCACCCAAUAUCGUACAUUCCUGCACCAAUGACUUUAUUUACAAAUGAAAUGACAUUUUUACAGCGUCUUAUGAACUUUGGUACAUAUAAACUCACACAGUCUGCAGAACAAGUUUUAAUUGCCAGGUAUAUGGGCUCUCUGAAAGAGGAAUACAACAUCACUCCUGGGAAGAGCUACCAAGAAGCUGCUGGCAAUGCUGAGCUGGUGCUGUUUCUUGCUGAUUUUGCACUGGAGUAUCCACAGCCUCUUUUGCCAGGUUUGCCAAAAUAAGUGAAAAGGAUCUGAGCAACAGAGUACUUACCCCUCCCCUAACCAAACAACAAUCAACUGAUAAUAAGUAGGGUUAAUGUUGGGUCAGGGGAGGGGUAGGUGUGAUGAGGCUGCUUAGAUGUUGGCAUUGAUUUGUUAAGUAAUCCAAUCACUCCUGUAAUAGAGUUUAGAGUUGGAAAAGGUUUUACAUGUGACAUGUGAUUCCAUAUAUGACGUGUAAAUUUUACAGAAAGGCGAGUUAAGGUGUGAUGUGAAAUUUUCCCUUUGAAAUUUAUGAUGUGUUAAAUACUGCUUAAAGAUCAAGUGAUGCAUUAAUGUUUUUUUUAUGUUCAAAAUUUGUGCAAAAAACCAGCCAACAGAUAAGUGAUAGCAAAAUGUAUGGGGUUAUCCACCAGAUAGAAAUUUAUCUCGUGGUUAAUUAGCGCUAUGGGACCUUCCUAUUACAGAAGGGUAAUGGAAAUUUUUGAAAAUUAUAAAUCACAAAAUAUUGUCUAGAUCUAAUGGUAGGCUAGUUAUCAUUUAUCUGUAGUAUCUUGCCCAAGGGGGGGGGGAGGUAAUAAGGCAUCCUCAACCUCACCCCCUCCUCCACAUUAUUCUUAGGAUGAACCAGUUAGCAUUAACAGUUUAUCUGUUUGUCUUCUUGCAGGUCAAAUUAUGGUGGGUGCCAUUUCUGCAAAAGGGGAUCCUAAUACACUCCCCCCUGAAUUGAAAGAUUUUAUUAACAGUGCAGGGGGACAUGGGUUUAUUAUUGCCUCUUUUGGGUCAUAUGUACAAACAAUCAUAGCUAAGGAGAAGAUCGAUGUCUUGGCUGAAGGUUUUAGAAAGGUGAAGCAGAACGUCAUAUGGAAACUGAAAGGUAUGUAACCCUAAGUAACUUUGCAAAGGGAUAGAUCUGGGCUCAGUUGGAAAAGGGGCAGAUAACACUAUCCAGUAGAUAGGUGAUAGCAAAAUGUAUGGGGUUAUCCACCAGAUAGAAAUUUAUCUAGUGGAUAGUGCCAUGGGACUUUUCAACAACUGGCAAAUAUACAGACUUUACACCCAAAAGGGUACUACCUCUUGCAUGGCAGAGUAUGUCAAAGAUUUUGUGUCAUUGAACAAGUUGAUCAUGCAUUUAGAGAAUGGAUAGGGAGAGCUUGAAAAUGAGUCCUCUUUUUUAGCUUCUUUUGCAGUGAUGUGGAGUUAUAAAUUACAGUUAAUCAUCACUGAGUCAACAGAAUUUUUGUGACAAGGAUAUGGAAAUUAUUUUUUUGAUAUCUUAUAUUACUAAAAGGUAUAAUUGUUGUGAUAUAAUUAUUAUUAUUUCAGGCUACACACCCCCAUCUCUCAAUAAAAACAUAAAAGUAAUGAGCUGGAUACCUCAGAAUGAUCUGUUGGCUCACAAGGAUAUCAAAGCUUUUGUAUCUCAUGUGGGACAUAACAGCCUUUAUGAGUCAGCAUAUCAUGGGGUGCCUGUGGUGGCUGUGCCCUUGUAUGCAGACCAAUUCCCUAAUGCCAGGAAGGCAGAACACUUUGGAAUAGCAACAGUUUUAGAUCACAAAACUAUGAAUGCUGAAGAACUUUCAGAGGCAAUUCAGCAUGUUAUUGAUGAACCAAGGUAUAUUCAUAUAUAUAUAAUUUAUUAUAUUUAUUUCACUUUCCUCUGAGCUGUUAACCCUUAAUUAAACUCUCAUGGGUAACUAAGACAGAAUCAUUUCUCCUUGAUGAGAAUAAAGCAAAACAUCAAUAAGGGGAUUAUCAUUCAAUCUUAUUCAAAAUUCUCCAAACUAACAUCAAAAGAAUUGUAUGGCAGACAGCAAGGAGAAUUGCUAGUUAGAUCUUGGGAAUGAACAGGUUAAGUUAAAAUACCUGUAGUUCUCAAUGGUCACUUUUCACUAACAGCAUUGAAAUGCAAACUUCUAUGGUGAUAUGAUAAAGACCUUAGAGAAUGGCUUUAAGCUGGAAUCAAAAUUGUGUUUGCACUUGCACCAGGAAAAGCAACCUAACAAAGGCUUCAAGACAUAUUUUAAAUACUAUUUAAAUAUAAUUAUGACAUCCACAUCUUCUGUCCACAAAGCUGCCUUUCCCUUCAAAUUAUUAACUUGUUGUAUUAAUAAAUUCCUAGCUAUAUAGAAUUGUGCAGUUGCAAAAUUCUUAUGUUAAUUGGUAUUGUUGUAAUUGGCAUUGUUAAAUGUUGCCAUUCUUAUUUUUUUCAGAUUCAAGAGAGAAGUCAAACGCAUUUCUCGUCUUAUGAAAGACAAUCCAAGGACCCCCUUGGAGAAAGCUGGGGACUGGAUAGAGUAUGUACACAGACAUGGUGGAGCCCAACACCUCAGAGCUCAAGUGUUUAACAUCCCUUGGUACCAGUACUACUUACUUGACAUCAUAGCUUUCCUUGUCGCUAUAGUAACAUUAGUUGUCAUGGUGAUUAGGUUCACAUGCAGGUGUUUUUGCAAAGCAUGCUGUAAAAGUAGUGCUACGAAAACUAAGAAGGAGUAGGCAUGCUAUAAUUGCUGUCCUGUAGGAUGUCACUGAGUGCUUAAUUUUGGGUGUUAUCACGAAAGGUGACACCUUCAAGAAAUUCCAAGCAAAUGCAAAUUGCAUGAAAUCAUCAUAGCCAACAUAUUGAUCAGGAUCCUGUUUCACGCACAAAAUUAAAAAAAUAACAAGUCACUUGCACUGGAAACAGUAUUUCACGCUUCACGAAUUUAAAAGGGAAAACUUUAAAUAUCACCCUACCUUGCAUUUGCGUUCUGGUAAGAUUCAUUAAGAUUAAAGAUUAAAAUAGCCUGGG
Molecule: messenger RNA, 18258 nt
Organism: Pocillopora meandrina
Lineage: Eukaryota; Metazoa; Cnidaria; Anthozoa; Scleractinia; Pocilloporidae
Source: the annotation of a GenBank genome assembly